Cheilinus undulatus (humphead wrasse) is the source of this 1065-nucleotide messenger RNA. Its product is annotated as troponin I, fast skeletal muscle-like. Gene Ontology annotation, cellular component: troponin complex. Bases 226 to 741 code for a protein of 171 amino acids. The transcript has 7 exons. Lineage: Eukaryota; Metazoa; Chordata; Actinopteri; Labriformes; Labridae. The record is from RefSeq and is a predicted model, not a curated record. Gene Ontology annotation, biological process: muscle contraction.
GCUGGGUCGGGUGUAUUUCAGGAGCUCGCAGGCCCAUUGGUCUACCGGGGAAUCCAUUUCCAUAAAGAGGAUCUGAGCAUUUUGCUGAGACAUCGAAACCCACCAUAUAUACCGUAUUUCAUUUUUCUGUCUGUGGCUUUGGCAGUGUCUCCUUUUCUUCCACACAGUGUGUCUUGUCUUCGUCUUCCUCCUCUCCAUAGGUGGUGAACCGCAAAAAACGCCAAGAUGUCUGAGAAAAAGAUGACUUCCAGCCGCAGGCAUCACCUGAAGAGCCUGAUCCUUCAGAUCGCUCUGAACUGGCUCGAACAGGAGAAGAAGGAUCUGGUCGCAGCUAAGGAGGCCUACAUGGCUGAGAACUGUCCCAGUCCAGACAUGAGCGGAGACCAGAAUGCUCUUAUGGAAACCUGCAAGAAGCUCCAUGCCCUCAUCGACAAGAUCGAUGAGGACAGGUACGACGUUGAGGCCAAAGUGCAGAAGGCCGACAAAGAGAUUGAAGACCUGAAGAUCAAGGUGGUCGACCUUGCUGGCGUGAAGAAGCCCGCCCUGAAGAAGGUGCGUAUGUCUGCUGACACCAUGCUGAAGGCUCUGCUGGGCUCCAAACACACAGUCAACAUGGACCUGAGGGCCAACCUGAAGCAGGUCAAGAAGGAGACCAAGGAGGAGCCAACAGAAGCCGUUGGCGACUGGCGUAAGAACAUUGAAGACAAAGCCGACAGGAAGAAGAUGUUCGAGUCAUCUUAAACACGCCGCUGCUUUUUGUCUCUGUUUGUAUGAACUCCACGUGUCUCUUAUGUGUUGGUUUGAACGGGGCGGUUGUGUUUACAGCAGCAGGUUGGCGUUUCUGAGAGGAGUCGCUCUGUUUGAGGAUUUUAUUUCAUUUCUUUAGUUUUUUUUUUGUUUUUGUUGGACAGAGGAGGAGGAGUGUGGAGGGUUUCUGCAGGUUCACACACCGACACACAACACCAAGUCUUAAAACUCCACACAUUUAGAAAACAUUCACACCCGACUGAACCAUCAUGUUGAACACAAACAAUAAAGUCAAAUGUGGAAGAAAAUGAAACCAGA